Messenger RNA from Dothidotthia symphoricarpi CBS 119687, 2185 nucleotides. RefSeq names its product FabD/lysophospholipase-like protein. NCBI's taxonomy places the organism in Eukaryota, Fungi, Ascomycota, Dothideomycetes, Pleosporales, Dothidotthiaceae. The coding region runs from base 130 to 1983 and encodes 617 amino acids. The record is from RefSeq and is a predicted model, not a curated record. Gene Ontology annotation, cellular component: membrane. The transcript has 3 exons. Gene Ontology annotation, biological process: arachidonate metabolic process.
ACGUCACUGGCUACCACACGAACGAAGCGCGACUGUUCACGGCGCCUUCCGAGGCUAGAUUUUAAGCUCGUCGCGGAGCCUACUCUCCUACUUCACAGUCACACCGGGCGCGUAGCACAAACACCAAACAUGGCAGGAAACGGAAUCAUGCGCAGGAAGGACACAACCAAGGGGCCGCCGCUGCGCAUUCUAUCGCUAGACGGUGGAGGCGUACGGGGGUACUCGAUGCUCAUCAUCCUCCAGGAGCUGAUGCACCGGACGUUUGUCGAAACAGAAGGCAGGGCCCCGAAGCGCAACGAGAUACCCAAACCAUGCGACCACUUCGACCUCAUCGCGGGCACCGGCACAGGAGGGCUGAUUGCCAUCAUGCUGGGGCGGCUGAGGAUGGACGUUGAGACAUGUAAGAACGUCUAUGUCCGCAUGACGAGAAAGGUGUUCGAGACGGACAAGACUUUCGCCGGCAUACCCUACCGAUCGACGCUCUUCAAGGCCUCGAAGCUGGAGGAGGCCAUCAUGGAAUGCGUGCGGGAACACACCAUCUACGACGACGAGGGGAACGACACCAGCAACCACAUGGGAUCCUCAGCGGAUGUCCGCACCCCGAUGACGCCUGGCAGCGCAAUGGCUGGGCGCAUGCAAAGAAGCGCCAGCACAUCGAGCAGCUACAGCCAGAUCGGCACCACGCCCGUGAAUCUGCGCAUAGCUGCGAUGAAGUGGGGAAAUCCACAUGCCAUGCUGUAUGACAAUCGCGAAGAGCGCACAAAGACCGCCAUUACCGCCGUCUACAAAGGCUCGAAAAAGACUGGCACAGGUCAGAUCCUCCUGCGGUCCUACGAUUCUCGCAAAGAGGCUGCCGUGGAGCCCAACGCAACCAUCUGGCAGGCUGGACGUGCCACGUCUGCUACCGCCUUGGCAUUCAAGCCCAUCCAGAUCGGCCAAUCCGUCUUCCUCGACGAGGGCACGGGAAAAUACAACCCCGCGCCUAUGGCUCUUGACGAAGCGGUCUGCAAUGAGUGGCCUGGGCGUGAUGUUGGAGUCUUCAUCAGUAUUGGUACAGGAAAGCGACCGGAUGGCACAAAUAACCAACAACAUCUCUGGUGGGAAGGCUUCGUCUCGGGCGGCAUAGGCGACUUUGCAGAGGCCAGGCGGCGACUGAUACAGAAGAUUGAAGACUGCGAAAAAACGCAUCGCGAGAUGAAGGACCACCUUGCCAAACGCCAUGUCAACCCCGAACACUACUACCGCCUCAACGUCAACGUCGGUGUGGGCGAAUUUGGAAUGAACGAGUGGAAUGCCCUGUCUGAGAUCAGCACUAACACACGCAUGUACCUGUCUGAAAAAGACGUGCAAAGCAUGACUCUCGAUGCGUCCGCGAAGAUUGCGCGGAUUCACUUUGCGAAGAUACGGUGGGAGCGCGCAGAAAAGGGUCAGCCUCCCCUUGUCAGCGGCCAGGCACCGCUCAAGCCUCUUCCCACAAUCCCAGACCCAUCACCCAUGGCCAUCGAGCUACCAGCCGACGAAAUCACACCAGAAUACUAUCAUGCCCAGCACCCAGUCCAACCCCACGGAACCCACCUGACGCCCAUAGACCAUCGCCGGCCCUCAGACAGCGACAAAUACCUCGCCGUCUCCUCAGACGAGUUCCCCCAACCCGUUACGAACGACAUGCUAUCGCGACACUCGGGCGAGUUCACUUCCCCCGGACGCCGCUCGGGCGAGCAAUUCUCCACACACCGCCCAGAUUCAACACAAGGCUCGCCACGCCUGAGCUUCGAAGACCGAUUCUCAAACGUGCCGCCCAGGCCGCCGAAAACACCGUUUCAGGAUGCGGAGAGGCCGCCGCCGCUGUUCUCUGCAUCGCGCACUUCGCCGCCCGCGGGCUCGCCGUUCUCGAGACCCCCGCCGGGGGCCCCGUUGCCGUACCCUGAUACGGAUGAGCCGCCGACUGUUAAUAAAGCUACGAAGCCUGACUACUCGCGGUGAGCGUGGGUUGUGUGGUUGGAUUGUUGAUGGAUGACUUGGUGGGGAGGCCGUGGUGAUGGCCACUCUACUGAACGAUGUGACGAGUAACGGCCUUGACAUGUACGAAAUCGUCUGCUCUGCUUCUGGACAACCCUGUCUCUGAAACCCUAGUGGUUUUGAAAAACGCCCACCAACGCCUGCUUUGUCCCGCCUUCUGGGGAGA